Molecule: messenger RNA, 913 nt
Organism: Hibiscus syriacus
Lineage: Eukaryota; Viridiplantae; Streptophyta; Magnoliopsida; Malvales; Malvaceae
Product: protein transport protein SEC31 homolog B-like
Exons: 5
Biological process (GO): COPII-coated vesicle cargo loading; endoplasmic reticulum to Golgi vesicle-mediated transport; endoplasmic reticulum organization
Cellular component (GO): COPII vesicle coat; endoplasmic reticulum exit site
Molecular function (GO): structural molecule activity
Source: RefSeq, a predicted model, not a curated record
GAGCCAGCUACAUCACAAAUUCAGUCAGGUGUUCCUAGUAGUGCUUAUGAUGAAAAUUAUCAGCGUUCUUUCUCUCAGUAUGGAGGAUAUGCACCACAUCCCUCGUAUCAACCUCAACCGCCGGCGCCUGUAAAUACUUUUGUUCCAACCCAAGCUCCUCAUGUUUCCCAGGCAAAUUUUGCUUCAUCACCUGGAACCACUCAGCCUGCCGUAAGAUCAUUUGUUCCUGCAAAUCCUCCUGGUCUAAGAAAUGCUGAUAAAUACCAGCAACCAACUACCUUGGGUUCUCAUUUAUAUCCUGGUGCUGCUAAUUCCACUUAUCCCAUACCCCAAGGAACUGGAUCACCUUCACCUGUCCCAUUACAAAUGGGAUCAGUUCCUGGCCCCAAAAUGCCCCAGUUUGUAGCUCCCACUCCAACGCCAAGGGGAUUUAUGCCAGUGACCGACACACCUGUCGUUCAAAGGCCUGGGAUGACACCAAUGCAAUCUGGCACCCCUACACAACCGGCUCCAAUACAACCAGCUGCAGCACCUGCUGCACCUCCACCAACUGUGCAGACUGCCGACACUUCAAAUUUGCCUGCCCACCUGAAACCCGUAAUCACAACCUUAACAAGACUUUUCAACGAGACCUCUCAAGCACUGGGAGGGUCACGUGCAAACCUUUCUAAGAAACGUGAAAUAGAAGACAAUUCAAAGAAAAUGGGUGCCUUGUUUGCCAAACUCAACAGUGGAGACAUUUCAACGAAUGCUUCUGAUAAGCUCAUUCGGCUCUGCCAGGCAUUGGACAAUAAUGAUUUUGGUACAGCACUACAAAUCCAGGUUCUUCUUACUACAAACGAGUGGGAUGAAUGCAACUUUUGGCUUGCAACCCUGAAACGGAUGAUUAAGACGAGGCAGAAUGUAAGGUAAG